AUGGCCUCCAUCAUCAGACCGGCUCUGCUGAGGCAGACUGCCAUGGCCGCCGCCGCCGCCCGCCCGGCCAUGCGCAGCGCCUUCGUCAGGGACGCCGUCCGCGUCUCGGCCUUCCACGCCUCGAGCAGGAAGAACCUCUUGCCCCCGGGCCCUCAGGUCAUCCAAGGAACAGUCAACGACCCGGCCCCCGUGCCUCCCACCUCGCCCUCGCACGGCUCCUACCACUGGACCUUUGACCGCCUCAUCGCCGGCUCGCUCAUCCCCCUGGCCGUCGCCCCCUUCGCCGCCGGCUCGCUCAACCCCGUCAUGGACGCCACCCUGUGCUCCCUCCUCGUCAUCCACAGCCACACCGGCUUCCAGAACAUCCUCAUCGACUACGUCCCCACCGGCCGCUACCCCAAGGCCCGCAAGUCGCUCAUGUGGGCCCUGAACGGCGCCACCGUCCUGGUCGCCAUCGGCCUGUACGAGUUUGAGACCAACGAUGUCGGCGUGACCGAGGCCAUCAAGAGGGUCUGGAAGGCGUAA
Neoarthrinium moseri is the source of this 525-nucleotide messenger RNA. RefSeq lists its product as uncharacterized. The transcript is spliced from 3 exons. Bases 1 to 525 code for a protein of 174 amino acids. Gene Ontology annotation, cellular component: membrane; mitochondrial envelope. Lineage: Eukaryota; Fungi; Ascomycota; Sordariomycetes; Amphisphaeriales; Apiosporaceae. The record is from RefSeq and is a predicted model, not a curated record. Gene Ontology annotation, molecular function: heme binding; ubiquinone binding. Gene Ontology annotation, biological process: tricarboxylic acid cycle; mitochondrial electron transport, succinate to ubiquinone.